CGUGGAAUCCCUCCCAAGAGGCCGCCGCGGAAGCGGAAGGCCUGGCAAGCGCGUGCUCCAUUCGCUUCGUUCAGUAUGCUCGCUGCCAUCGUCGCCGCGUCGCUCUCCCUCCUGCUCCGCCCUUCGAUUCACAUCUCUCGCCCGAACGGAGCCGCCGCCGCUGCCAACGUGGCGCCCUGCCUUGCUGUUGCCUCCGCGCCCAGCCGUGCCACCGCUCUGCUGAUGGCUGGCCCUCGGAAGACUCAGCCAAAAUCCGCCAAAAAGGCCAAGGCCAAGCCUGCCCCGCCUUCCCCGCCGCCUCAGUGGAAGCAGGACGUCGACGCCAAGAUUGAGGCAAAGAAGGCAGAGAUCGCUGGCAGCGUUGCGGCGGCAAAGGCGGAGGCGGCGCGGCUCGCGGCGCUUCCGGGCCAGAAGGCUGAGGAGGCGCAGCAGGCGGCGGCGGCGGCGCAGGCGGCGGCGGAGGCAAAGGUCGAGGCGGCAAAGCAGGCGGCGACCGAGGCGCAGGAGGAGGCGGCGCGGCUGGCGGCGCUGCCGGGGCAGACGUUCGCGGCCGCCGAGCUGGCGCUGAGCCGUCCGCUCAAGAUAUUGAGCCUGGAGGAGGAGGAGGCGGAGCUGCGCCUUCAGCUCGAGGCGCUGGUCGCGUCGCAGCGCGGGGUGGAGGAGACGCUCGGCCGCGUGACGGCGGAGCGCGCGGCGCUCGAGAGGGAGGACGCGGAGGCGGCGGCGGGCGGCGAGACAGUCAUCGGCAAAGUCGUGCCCAUCGCGGCGGGCGUAGGCAAGGCCGUCGCCGCCGUCAACCGCCUCACCACCUCGCUGCCCCUCCCCAAGAAGGCCGAGUGAGCGGGCGGCGCGAGGAGGCGAGGACGGCAUGUGGACUCGUGUGCAGCGCGCGGCGGUCUCUACUCUCUCACUCUCCCAUGCAUCUCUCCGGACAGCGCUCUGGCUCUCCUUCUCUCAUCUCUGUGCCGGUCCCAGCGGGAGAGAGAGAGAGCUAGCCGGGCUAUCAGGAGUGUCUACGGUAUGUGUGUGUGUUGCGCUGCGGUGUACCUACAUCGAAACGACGACUCCGUUUCACGGCUGGCAGAGCGCGUGUCGCGGUGGCAUGUUAGAUUGUGCGAGUACAUAUUGGACAAAAGCGUCUCG
Molecule: messenger RNA, 1143 nt
Organism: Emiliania huxleyi CCMP1516
Lineage: Eukaryota; Haptophyta; Isochrysidales; Noelaerhabdaceae
Exons: 3
Coding region: 76-840 (254 amino acids)
Source: RefSeq, a predicted model, not a curated record